AAUGUGAGUCAGGGCCUGGGCGAGCGGCCGGGAGCGCGCGUGUCGGGACUGCGGCGGGCGCCGCCCCCUCGGCCCCGCCCGGCCCGGCCCCGGCGCUCCGCGCUGGCCGCGCUCCCCUCCAGCUCCCCGCCACCUCCCCGCGCUGCCCGCGCUCCCAGCGCUCCGCCGUCUCGCGCUCCGGGUCGCUCCGGCUCCUCCCGGCCGCCCGGAGCAGCCGCGGCCACGCGAGGUUGUAAAAAUCCAUGUGGGACCGCGCCGGGGCGAGCAUCGCUAAGAUCCCUGAGUGGAGUCAUUUCCUGGUACAGACUAUAUAUACAAAGAAUGUGGUGAAAAUUCUGGCCAGUGGAGGAAACAUUGGCUUCAACCCAAAGGUUGCCUAGCAUUUCUUCUCUUCAGUAGCACCACAGCACAGAAGAAAAAUGUACGGGAGUGCAAGAACAAUCACUAAUCUGGAAGGUAGCCCUUCCAGAUCACCGCGUUUGCCAAGGUCUCCUCGUUUGGGCCACCGAAGAACAAGUAGUGGGGGCGGGGGAGGGACAGGCAAGACUCUGUCCAUGGAGAAUAUUCAAUCCCUUAAUGCAGCCUAUGCCACAUCUGGACCCAUGUAUUUGAGUGACCAUGAAGGGGUGGCAUCAACAACUUACCCAAAGGGUACUAUGACUCUGGGCAGGGCCACAAAUCGAGCUGUGUACGGAGGCCGGGUCACAGCCAUGGGGAGUAGUCCCAAUAUUGCUUCCGCUGGACUUUCCCACACUGAUGUUCUCUCCUACACGGAUCAACAUGGUGGACUGAGCAGCUCAUCCCAUCACCACCACCACCAGGUGCCCUCCAUGUUGAGGCAGGUAAGAGACAGCACAAUGUUGGAUCUUCAAGCCCAGCUCAAAGAACUGCAGAGAGAGAAUGACCUCCUAAGGAAGGAGCUUGACAUUAAGGACAGUAAACUGGGAUCAUCCAUGAAUAGCAUCAAGACUUUCUGGAGUCCCGAGCUCAAGAAGGAGAGAGUCUUGAGGAAAGAGGAGGCAGCUCGGAUGUCUGUCCUCAAGGAGCAGAUGAGGGUUUCUCAUGAAGAAAACCAGUUACUGGAUGCCAGAAGAACCAAGCACCUGCAGCUGACCAUCCAGGCUCUUCAGGAUGAGCUGCGGACCCAGAGAGACCUCAACCACCUCCUGCAGCAAGAGAGUGGUAACCGAGGGGCCGAGCACUUCACCAUCGAGCUGACGGAGGAGAACUUCCGCAGGCUGCAAGCCGAGCACGACAGGCAGGCCAAGGAACUGUUCCUCCUGCGGAAGACGCUGGAAGAAAUGGAGCUGAGAAUCGAAACACAGAAACAGACUCUCAAUGCCCGAGAUGAAUCCAUUAAAAAGCUCCUGGAGAUGCUGCAGAGUAAAGGCUUGCCAUCCAAAAGCCUCGAGGAUGACAACGAACGCACGCGGCGGAUGGCAGAGGCCGAGUCUCAGGUCAGCCACUUGGAAGUGAUUUUAGACCAGAAGGAGAAGGAGAACAUACACCUCAGAGAGGAACUGCACCGAAGAAGCCAACUUCAGCCGGAGCCAGCCAAGACGAAGGCUCUCCAGACUGUCAUCGAAAUGAAGGACACAAAAAUUGCUUCAUUGGAGCGAAACAUCCGGGACCUGGAGGAUGAGAUCCAGAUGUUGAAAGCCAAUGGCGUGCUCAACACAGAGGACCGUGAGGAGGAGAUCAAACAAAUUGAGGUGUACAAAAGCCACUCCAAGUUUAUGAAGACCAAGAUUGACCAGCUGAAGCAGGAACUUUCUAAGAAGGAGUCAGAACUUCUUGCCUUACAAACAAAGCUUGAAACCCUUAGCAAUCAAAAUUCAGAUUGCAAGCAACACAUUGAAGUGCUUAAAGAGUCGCUUACUGCCAAAGAACAGAGAGCUGCCAUCCUUCAGACAGAGGUCGAUGCUCUGAGAUUACGGCUGGAAGAGAAAGAAUCUUUUCUCAAUAAGAAGACAAAACAGCUGCAAGACCUCACAGAAGAGAAAGGGACCCUAGCGGGAGAGAUCCGUGACAUGAAAGAUAUGUUAGAAGUAAAGGAAAGGAAAAUCAAUGUUCUGCAGAAAAAAAUUGAAAACUUGCAAGAACAACUUAGGGAUAAGGACAAACAACUGACCAACCUGAAAGACAGAGUCAAAUCUUUGCAGACAGAUUCCAGCAACACGGACACUGCUCUGGCCACCCUGGAGGAGGCCUUGUCGGAAAAGGAGAGAAUAAUAGAGCGCUUGAAAGAGCAAAGGGAGAGAGAUGACCGGGAAAGACUAGAAGAGAUAGAAUCGUUUCGAAAGGAGAACAAAGACCUCAAAGAAAAGGUCAAUGCUUUACAGGCUGAACUCACAGAGAAAGAGUCGAGUUUAAUCGACCUCAAGGAACAUGCGUCUUCAUUAGCUUCUGCAGGACUGAAGAGGGACUCCAAAUUAAAAUCUCUAGAAAUAGCCAUCGAGCAAAAGAAGGAGGAGUGUAGCAAACUGGAAGCACAGUUAAAAAAGCAAGCUGAGCAGUUGUUCAAUCAGAUGUACAACCCAGCACAUAAUAUUGAAGAUGACUCCAGGAUGCACCCUGAGUUUGCAGACCGACUGAAACAGCUUGACAAGGAAGCAUCGUACUACCGUGAUGAGUGUGGCAAGGCGCAGGCAGAAGUGGACAGGUUGCUGGAUAUCCUCAAGGAGGUGGAGAAUGAGAAGAAUGACAAAGACAAGAAGAUUGCAGAACUUGAGAGCUUGGCUCUCAGGCAUAUGAAAGAUCAGAAUAAGAAGGUGGCUAACCUCAAACACAACCAGCAGCUGGAAAAGAAGAAGAAUGCCCAGUUAUUAGAAGAAGUCCGCCGGCGAGAAGACAGCAUGGCCGACAACUCACAGCAUUUACAGAUAGAGGAGCUGAUGAAUGCCCUGGAGAAGACCAGACAGGAGCUGGAUGCCACCAAAGCCCGCCUCGCCUCGACCCAGCAAUCUCUGGCUGAAAAAGAAGCACACCUGGCCAAUCUCCGGCUAGAGAGAAGGAAACAGCUAGAGGAGAUCUUGGAGAUGAAACAGGAAGCACUACUUGCAGCCAUCAGUGAAAAAGAUGCAAACAUUGCCUUGCUGGAAUUGUCUGCCUCCAAAAAGAAAAAGACCCAGGAAGAAGUCAUGGCUCUGAAGCGGGAGAAAGACCGGCUGGUGCAUCAGUUAAAGCAGCAGACCCAGAACAGGAUGAAGCUGAUGGCAGACAACUAUGACGAGGACCAUCACCAUUACCACCACCACCACCAUCACCACCACCACCGAUCUCCUGGGAGGUCACAGCAUUCCAACCACAGGCCCUCUCCAGACCAGCUGUCGGAAGGGUUGGCUAAAGGGGGAGCUCGGCACUGCAGCCAUAGCCUGGUAAUCCACUGCAGCGUGGCUCUCUUCAUUGUCCACCACCAGCCUCCGCAGCAGGUCCAACCGGAAAGGGAAUUCUCACUUUUGCUUUCCUGUGUGAUUCUGGUCACCUCAUUCCUCCUGCAUUUGUGUGUAUGGGAAAGAGAGAGUACAAAGGAGGAGAAAGAUGACAGCUCUUUCAUUUUCCAUCAGGAUUUGGGCCUUUUCAAAGAGACCAUCCCUGCUGAAAGCCACAUGAUGAGCAUUUUAGUUCUGUUGUUUUGCCUUGUGGAUAGAUCGGCACUGCACGGGAUGCAGACUGUGGAUUCAGCUUCUGUUGGACUGCUCGCUCCAUCUCCCAUUAUCCUGCCGGUCAGUCAGAGUGGUCCUAACACAUUAGAUUAUCAGACAAUCUAAACUUGCUAUGAACAAGUGCUGCUGCUGGUGUUUGUAUUCCACGGUGCAUGGAGUGUUGAACAAAGAAACAGGAAGACCACAAGUUGAGAGCCUUUACCCUCCUCUAGUUCUUUAAUCUGUUGGUCAAGGAACGACGUUUUGAUGGUGUUAUCAGUUGUUACCUCUGGGCCAGGUUGGAAAUGAAAUCAAUUUUUUAAACCACUAAUAACUUGCCAAGAAAUCGCCUUAUGAGAACAUGGUGUGUGUCUCUGACAGUGCAUGGCACAUCUAAAUUGGUCAUUUGUAGUUUUAUUGUUCUGCUCAUGUACGAGAGAGUGACAAAAGCCUGAGGCACCUGCGUAUUCACUCUCAUGCUCCUUGAACCCCACGGCUGGGACAUGACCGGGCCUCAGGCUCUUCUCUUUCGCACACAUGCAGGUCUCCAUGAAGAAGCUGAAAUUCAUUCAUGUUUCAAGAUCCAAAUGCUGUGCAAGUAGUGUGAGCUUGGGUCUUAUGUAAAUGAAGGGUCAUUUCUCAUUGUUAUUAUUUUUUUUUCCUUGAGAAAAUGUCUCUAACAUGGAUUCCAAAGCAUUUUCAGCACCAAACAUGAAAGCAUUGAUGAAUGAAGUUGUAUGUCUGUAAAUAGCAUUAUACAACCUGUCUGUGGAUACAGAGUCCUUCUCUAAAGCACAUGCCAGGGAAAGAGACCACAUUCCAAGGUCUUUUACAUACAGUGACAAGGUACUAAGGAGAAUUCAACUCCUGCUGCUUCCUCUGAAGAUUCAAAAUUGUCAGUCAUUACAACUUCUUAAAAACAAAAAGCUCAGCCUGGCAAAUGUGCAGCUCUUAUAUUGACCCAUUUUCUUGUCAAUGGGAGGAGCCCUCCCACCUGCAUUCCUAAAGGACAAACAGUGAAUUUAAGCAUGAGUGGCCUUAAUAAAUACAGUUGUCUUUCUUUGCUGCUGUGGAAAGGGUUCUAAGCAGAAGUUGCUGAAAUCUUGCAUUGAAUCAAAUCAUUAUUACUUUCCAAAAUGUUGGUGCAAUUCACUCUGGACCUUUCUCAUGAGCCAUAGAGAUAUUUCAAAGGCAAACCCCUUGUUUUCUAGGGAAAGGAAACUGUCCCUGAACUGCACCCUUACUCCUGGUGCAUCAGGAGUAAUUAAUAUAUUCAAGCAGGUUUCUUGCUUUGGGCUUUGUUCUUGUCAGUAAAUAGCGAACUGUGCAAAGCUUAUGUGUUAACAUAAAUGAUCCAGAUGCAUUCAUGUUUGAAAAGUUUGUCCUUUAACUAUCCAAAGGAUCUAGGUUGAUAUUAGAGAAGGGAGCAGAGUUCUUUGCAAGUUUAUUUAAUACAUUUUGGUGGAGUGUUGUAAUGAAAACCCAAGCCACAGACCAGUCCCCAGGGACAAUUUGGGUGUCCUCAGAGAACUCCUCACAGCCUACCACCAGGGCCUGACCUGAACUCUGCAACUAAAUACUUGAAAUAGGAAGGGGGAGAGCCAGGAUAGUGAAUGGGGUCCUUGAAGUAGCAAACAAAAUGAUCAACCAUGUGUAAUUAGCUAUUUCUACAUAUGUGCCAAUUUUGUCACAGCUAUUGUUUGGGGAACCAUUUUUUUCUGCCCCACUUUGGUUGGCUGGAAGUACUAUUGAUCUUACUUUCAUGCAGGCAUAUCAUUCGGUCCCUGAAAAAUUGAAUUCUGUCUCUCACAGUAUCUUUUCCCAUUUUGUGUAAUAUUCUCUGAUGUUUGGGGGUUACAAAAAAAUCCCUUUUUGCACAUUGAAAAUAGUGUCUGGGUUUACAACACACACUGUGAUAUUCAGAAGGUGUUUCCUUUGUACAACCUUUAGCAGGUUUCCUUCCAAUCAUAGUAUAGUUGAUACUAAACAAACAAACAAAGUUCGGGCUAACAUUUAGGAGAAGUUGGUCUAAGUCUUACUUUGUGCAAGAGCAGGCUUGUAUUUAUAACCCCAUUUUGAUUUCUAUAUACAGUCUCAAUUUUGUAUUUAAUGAUUUUGUGUAUUCAGUAUGCACCUUAACAGCGUGUCAACUUUCAUUUGAAAGUGGGUUUUACUUUUUAAACAGUGUUUAUGAUGAGACCUCAAAUGUGUCGACAUAUGCUCUAUUUGCAGUGUUUUUGUGUAGAGUACAUUUGACUGCUGCCGGGGGUCUGUGUAUCUAAUUCCCUGAGACCCUUGUUUGACAGUGCUUCUUGUAAUAAUUCUUCAAGUGAGUGGCAUGUGGGUUGUGAUAUUGACCAUGUGAUCAUGGACCUUGCUAUGAAAAAUAAAUAAAUAAAUAAAUAAAAUUAAGGAACCCUCAAAACUACCAAUGGGCAUGUAUCAGCCAGUCAUUGUAACCUCGUGUCUAGUAGAAAUACUGUGUGCAAGGUAUGUACAGCUCAUAACUUUGUUAUCAUGUGUAUGAGGAGUACUUUGUGCUGAUUGUCUUAUUUAUAUUCAUUAAAUAAACCUUGUUUCUUUCCGAAGUGACUUCA
This is a messenger RNA of Onychomys torridus (southern grasshopper mouse), 6241 nucleotides long. It is a transcript of the gene Erc2, whose product is annotated as ELKS/RAB6-interacting/CAST family member 2. Gene Ontology annotation, molecular function: structural constituent of presynaptic active zone. The coding region runs from base 420 to 3770 and encodes 1116 amino acids. NCBI's taxonomy places the organism in Eukaryota, Metazoa, Chordata, Mammalia, Rodentia, Cricetidae. Gene Ontology annotation, cellular component: cytoskeleton of presynaptic active zone. Gene Ontology annotation, biological process: neuromuscular synaptic transmission; maintenance of presynaptic active zone structure; regulation of synaptic plasticity. The record is from RefSeq and is a predicted model, not a curated record. The transcript is spliced from 19 exons.